This is a messenger RNA of Anneissia japonica, 1182 nucleotides long. RefSeq lists its product as uncharacterized. The transcript has a single exon. NCBI's taxonomy places the organism in Eukaryota, Metazoa, Echinodermata, Crinoidea, Comatulida, Comatulidae. The coding region runs from base 1 to 1182 and encodes 393 amino acids. The record is from RefSeq and is a predicted model, not a curated record.
AUGUGUUUGAAACCGCAUGGAUUUGGAAGUCAAAUCUCCGCACAGAUGCACCAUUUCUCGGACGCCAGUGAGCUCGGUUAUGGAACGGCAUCGUACAUCAGGUUUUUGAACAAAAAUGGUGAUGUUCAUUGUCGGCUAAUUCUUGCCAAGUCAAGAGUUGCUCCGUUAAAAAUUGCUACAAUUCCCAGAAUGGAACUCACUGCUGCUGCUGUAGCAGUCAGAGUAGAUGCCAUGUUGCGAAGAGAGCUUCAGAUGCCGGUUAUUGAGUCACGAUUUUGGACGGAUAGUACCACGGUGUUGAGUUACAUUAAAAGUGACACGGCUAGAUUUCAUACAUUUGUUGCUAACCGUGUAGACCUUAUUAGAGAAGCUUCUGCGCCAAGUCAAUGGGGGCACGUAAGGACUGCAUGUAAUCCCGCAGAUGUUUGCUCUAGAGGAACGUCGGUGAAGGCGUUUCUGGACAGCGAAAAAUGGAUUAAAGGUCCAAAAUUCCUGUGGCGGGACGAGAGUGAAUGGUAUGAGAAAGACAUAGGACAGUUUACCUUGAAGAAUACUGAUCCAGAACUGAAAUGCGUCCUGGCUACAGAAGUUAAACCCGUUGAUCCCUUAAGCCGAGCAAUAGAGCGUUGCUCGUCAUGGAGCAAGCUAAAAGGUCCAUUGCCUGGAUCAUGGUGGGAAUGCAAAACUUGCAAAUGCGUGUUGCUGUUCGCAAGGGAAGAUUACCAGAAGGGCAGAUUACCAGAAGGGCAGAAACAGCAUGGAAAUCUAUCAGUUCAAGAUAUGAGGAGAGCGGAGGAAGCAUUGGUAAGGUUCGUUCAGAAAGAGCAUUGGCCAAACGACAUUGCUUCACUUCAUAAGAAAUCAUCAUCGCUUAGGAGGCUUGAUCCGGUCAUAAAGAAUAAAUUAUUGUGUGUCGGUGGUAGACUCCAGAGAGCAAACAUUGACGUUAUGUCUAAACAUCAAGUUCUAUUACCAAGAAACUCUCAUGUAUCAAGGUUGAUACUUCGAGAUAUUCACGAGACAAAUGGACACCUAGGUAAAAACCAUAUAUUAGCAAAACUGCGACAGCAGUAUUGGAUUGUAGGUACACCAUCUUUAAUAAAGCAGAUUACCUCAAAGUGUGUGGUUUGUAGAAGGUACCAGCCAUCAGUUGGUCAAAGAAGAUGGCAGAUUUGCCUAUAG